Messenger RNA from Chrysoperla carnea, 1504 nucleotides. RefSeq names its product serine protease inhibitor dipetalogastin. The annotation marks the transcript as partial. Gene Ontology annotation, biological process: multicellular organism development; cell differentiation. The transcript has 6 exons. Gene Ontology annotation, molecular function: protein binding. Lineage: Eukaryota; Metazoa; Arthropoda; Insecta; Neuroptera; Chrysopidae. The record is from RefSeq and is a predicted model, not a curated record.
UUUUAUUUCUUUUCAGACACAUUAGCAGCAAGAAAUGCAUCAUGCCCUAGAAUAUGCCCACAACAAGGUUCUGGAGAUCCCGUUUGUGGUACAGAUGACAUAAUUUAUCCAAACAUAUGUGAAUUACGAAAAAAAACUUGCGGGAAAGGUGUACAAUUGGCAAAGGAAAAUGGAUGCAGUCGAGCACUUUCUGGAUCAAAAUGUGAACAUCGAUGUACCAAUGAUAAAGAUCAAGUAUGUGGAACAGAUGGAAGAACAUACUUAAAUCGGUGUAUGUUACAAGUUGAAAUAUGUCGAAUUGGUGGGAUUGAAUUAUCACAUGUUGGUCCUUGUAAUAAUAUAUCAGCACAUCGUGAAAAUUGUCCAGUGAAUUGUGAUCAAGCACCAAUCGAUGGACCGGUGUGUGGAUCAAACGGCAAUGUUUACAAGAACACAUGUCAGAUGAAAUUGUUAACAUGCGGCCAAGGAGUAGUUCGAACAAAUAAGAAAUAUUGUCAAACUACACGACAUUGUCGUGAAAGUUGUUGGCGUGUAGCAAAACCCACAUGCGGUUCAGAUGGCAAAAUAUAUUCAAAUGUUUGUCGUAUGAAGUCCAAAAAUUGCGGAAAACAUGUUUUUGAAGUACCCAUGGCAUUUUGUAUCAGUCAAGAACGUAAUUCUUACAGUAUAGCAUGUCCAACAAAUUGUAGUAAAGAAAAAGAAAGAUUAACUUGUGGAUCUGAUGGCAAUAUUUACAAAUCUGAAUGUGAAUUAAAAAUGUUAAAUUGUGGAACACAAUCACGUGGUAAAAAAGUUACAAAAGUUGAUUUUGAUAAAUGUCGUUCCAAGUACAAUAAAUGCCGUAAAACGAAAUGUGAAAAAGAAUUGGAUCCUGUAUGUGGAACAGAUGCUCAAACAUAUCCAAAUGAAUGUUUAUUAAAUGUUGCUUCAUGUAUGAAAGGUAUUCAAAUGGCACAUUUAGGUAACUGUACAAGCUUAAAGGAAAUUGGUCCAUGUCCAUCUUCAUGCCCUGAUGAAACUGUAAAUGAUACUGGAGCCGAGCCUGUUUGUGGCUCUGACGGCAAUGUCUAUAGAACGCUGUGUGAAUUGAAGAAAGAAACCUGUGGUCAAAAAGUAGUUCCAGUACCUGCGCAUCAUUGUAAAACAACUGCACUAUGUAACGAAGAAUGUGACGAUGCAAAACAAUUUGUGUGCGCAUCAAAUAAUAAAUUUUAUAAGAAUGAAUGCGAAAUGAAACGUGAAAAUUGUGGUAAACAUGUUUAUGUUGUACCAAUGAAACGAUGUUUAGCUGGAUUUAUGUUCCGUGGUUGCCAGAAAAUAUGCCCGACUCAUUACGAUCCUGUUUGUGGUACCGAUGAUAAAACUUAUAGUAAUCAAUGUUUCUUAGAAAUUGAAAAUUGUCAUUCCAGAUCUUUGGUUCAAUUAAAACAUUUAGGAACUUGUACUCAACCGAUAAAUGAAAUUCCCAAAAAUUAUUUAUAUUAAAUUCGUAUAUUUCAUUUAA